Molecule: messenger RNA, 1155 nt
Organism: Diprion similis
Lineage: Eukaryota; Metazoa; Arthropoda; Insecta; Hymenoptera; Diprionidae
Exons: 3
Coding region: 1-1155 (384 amino acids)
Molecular function (GO): protein dimerization activity
Source: RefSeq, a predicted model, not a curated record
AUGGCUGGAAAGUACUCGGGUUUACAAGCAAGAAUUAAAGAGAGGUGUGAAUUUGCCAUUUUCGUACCAUGUGCAGCACAUUCCCUUAACUUGGUAGGCCUCCAUGCUGCUGGAUGUGUUCCAGAGGCAACAAGCUUGUUUCAGCUAGUUCAAAAAUUGUACAACUUCUUUUCGAGUUCUACCUACCGAUGGAAUUUAUUAACGAAAUGUCUCGGUUCUAACAAAGUCAUCAAAUGCCUUUCCGAAACCAGGCGGGCCGCACGUGCUGACGCUGUUGGUGCUUUGCAUCGGAGUUACAAGGAAAUUUUAGAAACCUUACUACUGAUUGCUAGGGAUACAGAUCAACCGGGAGAAACUCGAAACGAAGCCCUUAGCCUGACCAGAAAAAUGGAAAAACUUAUCAUGAUUGUUCUGACAGAAAUGUGGAGUAACGUAUUGGAAAGGAUCAACACAACAAGUCACAGCCUGCAAAAAGAUACUCUAACCAUGGACGUUGCAACAAAAUUAUUCGCUUCCCUUGCUGACUUCAUCGGUAAUGUUAGGAAUAAUUUUGACCAGUACGAAUCCUCUGCUAAAAUGAAAUUUCCGGACGCCGACUACAAGGACCUCUCUCAAAGAACAAGAAGUAGAAGUUCGCGUAUUAUAUUUUUUGAAGGACCGGCGCAAACUCAACGAUCAGAUUCGUACAAAGAAAUCAAUCAACGUUUUGGAUUUCUUACUCGCUUGAAAAAUAUUAGAUCGGACGAGUUGAAAAAUAGUUGCAAAGAAUUUGCUGCAAUGUAUUACGUCGAUGUUAUUGCAGAAGAACUGGAGUCUGAAUGUCUUCAUUUGACGCAUUAUUUAAGAAAUGUUCAGAACAGUGGAAAUGAAGAAAUAAAUAUUCCAGAAUUAUACCACCUCCUGCGAGCUGAUGAAAUUGAAGAAACAUUUCCUAAUGUUGCUAUAACUUUGAGGAUUUUCUUUGCGUUGAUGGUAACCAAUUGUAGCGGUGAACGCUCCUUUUCAAAGUUAAGUCGAAUCAAAAACGAACUUCGCAGUACCAUGCUUCAAGAAAGAUUAAACAACCUGUCAUUGAUGAGUAUCGAAAGAGACGUUCUCGAACAAAUUGACUUCGAGGAAUGUCGUUUUAUUCUUUUCCAAGUAUCACUUCUGUAA